CGACCCGUGUCAUUUGUUAGCGUUUCGGCAACGAGGGAACAAAGCAAAGCUCCAAAGAACAAUGGCCACCAAGACGCUGAUGGUGCGUCCGUACGUCUUCGCAGCCUCGUCACGCGCCGCCAGCAAUAUUUUCCUCCGUCAACCACAGCCAACGAAACCCUUUGUCUCCGCUGUGCGAUUGGGGAGUAGAACGCGCGCCACGUGCACUAAACUCCGAAUUCGUAAUGAUGGUGAGAAUAAUAGUAUUGGAGAAGGUUAUGGGUAUGGAAGACCAUCCGGGUUCGGGUUUGGCCCGGUGAAUGGUCGGAGAUGCAGCACGCGAGCCACGCAUGUGAACGAUGCUGGGUCCAUCGACUCGCCGCUCAUGCAGUCCAUGGAGGAUAAGAUCAAGGACCAUCUCAAUGCAGAAUCAGUCACUGUAAAAGAUGCUUAUGGCGAUGGUCGGCAUGUCAGCAUUGAUGUUGUCUCUUCAGCUUUUGAGGGACAAUCUGCUGUUAGCAGGCAGAGGAUGGUGUACAAGGCCAUCUGGGAGGAGCUUCAGAGCACUGUGCAUGCAGUUGACCAAAUGACUACCAGAACUCCCACUGAAGCAGCAGAUGAAAAGUGAUGAAAGCCUUGCAAAAAGCCGGGAUUCUUUGCUGUAUUAAUUAUUAAGUCUCCCAGAAUGGGGUGGUGAACUGGUGGGUGAUUCACCGCCCUAUAUUUUGCUUUCUGUUUUUUUGGAUUUUGCUUUUUUGUUUUUAAAUCCCGUGUCAAGCUGUCAUUGGACUUGCACAAUUGCGAAAGAUUUCUUUCUGAGAA
Molecule: messenger RNA, 801 nt
Organism: Alnus glutinosa
Lineage: Eukaryota; Viridiplantae; Streptophyta; Magnoliopsida; Fagales; Betulaceae
Product: protein BOLA4, chloroplastic/mitochondrial
Exons: 3
Coding region: 62-607 (181 amino acids)
Source: RefSeq, a predicted model, not a curated record